Messenger RNA from Canis lupus familiaris (dog), 2653 nucleotides. Its product is annotated as ankyrin repeat domain-containing protein 26-like. The transcript is spliced from 15 exons. The coding region runs from base 227 to 2653 and encodes 808 amino acids. The record is from RefSeq and is a predicted model, not a curated record. Lineage: Eukaryota; Metazoa; Chordata; Mammalia; Carnivora; Canidae.
AAAUCUCUUAUAAUCUUCACCCCAUGAGAAAAUGUAGGUUAGUAAAUGGCGGAACUGAGAUUUGAAUCUGUAUUUGAAUGAUCUCCAAAACCUGUGUUCUUUUUGUAAUGGUGUUCAUUUGGUAAUGGUGAAUAUUACAAUUAUUUUUACGAAAUGUGAUACUUGUAAUCCUGAAAACUAUCAAUUUUUUUUCUAGACUGUCCCGAAACUAAACUUAAGAAAGCAAAUGGCUGCUUUUCUGCGACCCAAGAAAGCAAAAUGUGGUCUUGUGAGCCAAGAAGAUAGACCUUUAUUUGCUGACAACAAUUUUGCAAGAGAAGAUAAGACUGAAACUCUCUGUAAACCAUCCGUCAAUGUCUCUGACUAUUCUCCUCUUGCUUUUGUAUCACCCGAAACUCCUCAAACGUCUUCAGCAAUGCUUGGUGUUACAAAGACUGUCCCGAAACUAAACUUAAGAAAGCAAAUGGCUGCUUUUCUGCGACCCAAGAAAGCAAAAUGUGGUCUUGUGAGCCAAGAAGAUAGACCUUUAUUUGCUGACAACAAUUUUGCAAGAGAAGAUAAGACUGAAACUCUCUGUAAACCAUCCGUCAAUGUCUCUGACUAUUCUCCUCUUGCUUUUGUAUCACCCGAAACUCCUCAAACGUCUUCAGCAAUGCUUGGUGUUACAAAGACUGGAAAAGAAAGGAAGCAGCACACGAGUAAUAAAAUGGAAGGAGCAGAAAACAUAUAUGAUGCUGCUGCUGCUGCUGCUGCUGCUCCUGCUCUUGGUACUGCUCUUGCUGUUGCUGCUGCUGCUGCUGCUGCUGCUCCUGCUGCUGGACUAAUUCAACAAAGAAAGACUGGAAAAACUGAUAACCACCUGUUUCCUACUACGCAGAAUGAAGAUUCUGAUAGUAAUGAUCCUGGUUUGUCUAUCAUGGAAAUAAAGAAAGAUAAAAAUGUAAAGUGGGCAUCAAAAGCAUCUGUGAUUACACCAGGCUUUGAGGAGGCCGAUUCCCUAACUGGUAGUCUACUACGAGUGAGUAAUGACAACAGUCUAAGUAAAAUGGAUCAGGAUGAAAGAAGACCUGCAAAGAAAACAUCUAAGGAAAAGAACAAGGUCAAAAAGCAAGUGAAUUCUGCGGAGCAUCUUGAUGACGAGCAUCUUGAUGACUUAACUCAGUCAUCUGAAACAGCUUCAGAGGAUUGCAAGUUGCAAUACUCUGAUUAUAAGAGUUCCCUGUUGCUCAUUGAACUUGGCAUGGAUUGUAAAGAUUCUGUUAGCGUAUUGACAAUCCAGAAUGCAAUUCUUAAAUACAAAAGAUCAAUAGAAUUAAAAAGAAAAGACUGUGAACAACUUACAAGAAAAAUUUUACAAGUGGAAUAUAAGGUCAAUGGACUAGAACAGUUGCUAUCAGAAACAAAAGAAAUGAAAUCUCAGUUAGAGCAUCAAAAAGUGGAAUGGGAACGAGAACUCUACAGUUUAAGAUUGACCUUAAAACAAGAAAAAGAAAAAAGAAGAAGUGCUGAAAUUUUAUAUAUAAAUAUUAAGGAGCAAUUAAGAAGUAAAGAAGAGCUGAGUGAAGUUUCUCCUCCUCAUGAAAAAGAAAAAGGUCUGUUACAUGAAAACCGCAUGUUGCAAGAUGAACUUGCCAUGCUAAGACUGGAAAUAGACACAAUAAGGAAUCAGAAGCAGGAAAAGAGGUAUUGUGAAGACACUGAAACUGAAAAAGAAAAGAAUGACAGUCUUCAAAACGCCAUAAAACUGAAUGAGGAUGAAAAGCUAAACAGAGAAAGACUGGAAGCAAAACUUCAAUCAUACCGAGCUAGAGUCGCUACAGCUAUACAGGAUCGUGAUCAAAGUCAGGCAUCAAAAAGAGACCUAGAACUUGCUUUCCAGAGAGCAAAAGAUGAGUGGUGUCAUUUACAGGACAAAAUGAACUUUGAGAUGUCUAACCUAAAAGAUAACAAUGAGGUGCUUUCUCAGCAACUUUCUGAAGUCGAAAGUAAACUUAAUGCCCUAGAAAUUGAGCUGCAGUAUACAAGAGAUGCUCUCAGAGAAAAGACGUUGGCUUUAGAACAUUUACAAAGAAACCCAAAACAAACACAGGGUCAGAAGAAGGAAAUUGAGCAGAAAUCUCAAAACGAACAAGGUAAAGUGAAUGAAUACAUGGGAAAGCAUGAAUCCUUAGAAGAGAAAUUAUCUCAACUACAAAGUGAAAAUAUGUUGCUCCGAGAGCAACUAGAUGAUGCCUACAGCAGAGUGGAAUGUAAAGAAAAGACUAUAAUUUAUCUCAAAGACCAGGUUCAGGUUAUUGUAAGAAUGGUUCGAGUUGCAGGUGAAAAACGAGCUCUUCAACUGCGAGAAAGAAAUAAGGAGUUAAUCAAUAAAUGUAAACAGAUAAUGGAAAGAGCAUUUAGAUAUGAAGAUGAGAAAGAAGAAAGAGAACGACAAGAAGCAAAGGAGUUACAAACAAAGGUUGUAAGGUGCGUUCAGAAGUUCAGAGAUGACAUAAAAAAGCUUGAAGUUGAAAAUGCCGAGUUAAAAGUUACAGUCAAGGAGCAAGCAGGCCAAAUUGAACAGCUUCAGAAAGACCUGUUAAGUUCAAGUUCGUUCAGGUUGGAUCAAGAAGUGAAGAAAAAUGAGGAAUUGGAAAAAGAGAAUACUGGGUAA